Pteropus alecto (black flying fox) is the source of this 2201-nucleotide messenger RNA. RefSeq names its product sphingosine kinase 1 (gene SPHK1). The transcript is spliced from 5 exons. Gene Ontology annotation, cellular component: membrane; intracellular membrane-bounded organelle; cytoplasm. Gene Ontology annotation, biological process: sphingosine biosynthetic process; cellular response to growth factor stimulus; negative regulation of apoptotic process. The coding region runs from base 473 to 1960 and encodes 495 amino acids. The record is from RefSeq and is a predicted model, not a curated record. NCBI's taxonomy places the organism in Eukaryota, Metazoa, Chordata, Mammalia, Chiroptera, Pteropodidae.
GAAGGGAGCCGCUAGCGGCCGGACUCGGGCUCAGCCCUAGCGAGACCCCGGAGCUGCCCCCACGAGCGCGGCGAGCGUCCAGGCAGAGCCCGGCCCUUGGAGGUGCGCGCGGCUACCCCGGCCGCUCUGGAGCUCCGGGUAGGGGACCUGGCGACCGGGCUGGCUUAGGGCAGGGAUCGCUUGCCCGAACUUCGUGCCCCGCGAUGUCCGCUCAAGUUUUGGAAUUAUUGCGGAACUGGACUCCCCUCCUCCUGGCAGCCCCCUGGGGGUGAUCCCACGGAAAAAGGAACCGGCCUCUGACUCAUCUGUUGGGCCGGAACCCGAGGCCCCAGCGGGGACAGCCCCCACGAAGAGACCCUUCGCUCCUGGGGGUGGGAGUUCUGUUCCAGGACGGGAGCGCCUUUGGUACCACCAGACCUCGGCUUUCUGGACCUCUGGGAAAGCUAGGUCCCCAGCCCGCAGGCUUCCGGCGAUGCCAGAGUGUGCUGCUCCCCGUGCGUGGUCCGAGGAUAUGGCUGGGCGCCCCUCACCUCAGGGGGCCACCCCGGACUCCGCCAGCGCUGUCUCCUCUCCCUCAGAUCCGGCAGCCGCGGGGAAUGACGCGGGUGCCCCCACAGCCCGGACUCCCGGCGGGGAGGGCGAGCCCCACAGCCGGCAGCGAGACGCCCGCCUGGGCAGCACCGAUAAGGAGCUGAAGGCAGGAACCAGUGCCGAGGGCAGCACCCCGACAGCGCUGGGGAAGCCCUGGCAGCGGAAGCCGAGGGUCGAGGUUAUGGAUCCAGCCGGUGGUCCCUGGAGCCUGCUCCCACGGCCCUGCCGCGUGCUGGUGCUGCUCAACCCGCGUGGGGGCAAGGGCAAGGCCCUGCAGCUCUUCCGGAGCCACGUGCAGCCCCUCCUGGCCCAGGCUGAUGUCUCCUUCACGCUCAUACUCACGGAGCGGCGGAACCACGCCAGGGAGCUGGUGCAGUCCGAGGAACUGGGCCGCUGGGAUGCGCUGGUGGUCAUGUCUGGAGACGGGGUGAUGCAUGAGGUGGUGAAUGGACUCAUGGCGCGGCCGGACUGGGAGACCGCCAUCCGGAAGCCCUUGUGCAGCCUGCCCGCCGGCUCUGGCAACGCGCUGGCAGCUUCUCUGAACCAUUAUGCCGGCUACGAACAGGUGACCAACGAAGACCUCCUGACCAACUGUACGCGGCUGCUGUGCCGCAGGCUGCUGGCUCCCAUGAACCUGCUGUCCCUGCAGAUGGCCUCUGGGCUGCGGAUCUUCUCGGUGCUCAGCCUGGCCUGGGGCUUCAUUGCCGAUGUGGAUAUCGAGAGCGAGAAGUUCCGGCGCCUGGGGGAGAUGCGCUUCACCGUGGGCACCAUCCUGCGGCUGGCAACCCUGAGAAUCUACCGGGGCCGACUGGCCUACCUUCCUGCAGAACGGGUGGUCUCCAAGGUGCCUGCCUUCCCCGCUCUGGACCGGCAGGACCAGCCGGGCCCUGUGGACACCCACCUCGUGCCCUUGGAGGAGCCAGUGCCCUCUCACUGGACUGUGGUGCCCGAGCAGGACUUCGUGCUGGUGCUGGCGCUGCUGCACUCACAUCUGGGCAGUGAGAUGUUUGCUGCACCCAUGGGCCACUGUGCGGCCGGCACGAUGCAUCUGUUCUACGUGCGGGCAGGCGUGUCUCGGGCCAUGCUGCUGCGCCUCUUCCUGGCCAUGGAGAAGGGCAGGCACAUGGACUAUGGCUGUCCCUACUUGGAGUAUGUGCCCGUGGCUGCCUUCCGCCUGGAGCCCAAGGACGGGAAGGGCAUGUUUGCCGUGGACGGGGAGCUGAUUGUCAGCGAGGCUGUGCAGGGCCAGGUGCACCCAAACUACUUCCAGAUGGUCAGCGGCCACGUGGAGCCCCCAGCCCCUCUGGAGCCACAGCCCCUACCCAGCCAGAAUCCUCAGCAGACGCCGCCUCCAGGAGAACCCUUAUGACUCCGUGGGCCUUGCUGUGCCUUAGUCUGUCUCCUCAGUCUAAUUUGAGCUCAGGACCCUCCCUCUUUCCAGGAUGGGAGGGCCCCGUCCCAGCUCGUGUGGCCAGGACUCCUAAAGGGUGGGUAGAGGCUGUGUUUUGGAAGGAGGCCCCAGGCCAGGAGCCCAGCUGCUUGGGCCCUACCACCUGUGGAAGCCACUCCUUUGUUCUGAGUCAGAUCCAAAUAAAGUGACAUUCCCAGCC